Vicugna pacos (alpaca) is the source of this 9262-nucleotide messenger RNA. The record is from RefSeq and is a predicted model, not a curated record. Lineage: Eukaryota; Metazoa; Chordata; Mammalia; Artiodactyla; Camelidae.
CUGCCGGAGGCGCAGUCACGGCAUCGCCCUGCUCGCCCAUCCGGCCGCACUUCUCUUUCCAUUCGCAUCCUUCCCUGCUCCUCCUCUCCUUCUCCCUCCCCCCGCCGGCUCUGCAUCCAUCUCCCCCACCCCGUCAUCCCCUCCUGCAUCCAGCCGCCGGGGCUAUGGCCGCGGAAGAGGUAUUGCAGACUGUGGACCAUUACAAGACCGAGAUAGAGAGGCUGACCAAGGAGCUCACGGAGACGACCCACGAGAAGAUCCAGGCUGCCGAGUACGGGCUGGUGGUCCUGGAGGAGAAGCUGACCCUCAAGCAGCAGUAUGACGAGCUGGAGGCUGAGUACGACAGCCUGAAACAGGAGCUGGAGCAGCUCAAAGAGGCGUUUGGCCAGUCCUUCUCCAUCCACCGUAAGGUUGCUGAGGAUGGCGAGACUCGGGAGGAGACGCUUCUGCAGGAGUCCGCGUCGAAGGAGGCUUACUAUCUGGGGAAGAUCUUGGAGAUGCAGAACGAGCUGAAACAGAGCCGGGCUGUGGUCACUAACGUGCAGGCAGAAAAUGAGAGGCUCACGGCCGUCGUGCAGGACCUGAAGGAGAACAAUGAGAUGUUGGAGCUACAGAGAAUACGGAUGAAGGAUGAAAUACGAGAAUACAAGUUUCGGGAGGCCCGCCUCCUUCAGGACUACACCGAAUUAGAAGAAGAGAACAUCACGUUGCAGAAGCUGGUGUCCACGUUAAAGCAGAACCAGGUCGAAUAUGAAGGCUUAAAGCAUGAGAUUAAGCGGUUUGAGGAGGAGACAGUUCUGCUCAACAGCCAGCUGGAAGAUGCCAUCCGGCUGAAGGAGAUCGCCGAGCACCAGCUGGAGGAAGCCCUGGAGACCUUAAAAAAUGAGAGGGAGCAGAAAAAUAGCCUGCGGAAGGAGCUCUCGCAGUACAUCACCCUCGGAGACAACCACAUCGGCAUCUCGGUAGAUGGACUCAAGUUUGCUGAGGAUGGGGCUGAACCGAACAACGAUGACAAAAUGAACGGGCACAUCCACGCGCCCCUCGUGAAGCUGAACGGAGACUAUCGGACUCCCACUUUAAGGAAAGGAGAGGCCCUGCACCCUGUUUCUGACUUAUUCAGUGAGCUGAACAUUUCAGAAAUACAGAAAUUGAAGCAGCAGCUCAUGCAGGUAGAGCGGGAAAAGGCUAUUCUUCUGGCCAAUCUCCAGGAGUCCCAGACGCAGUUGGAACACACCAAAGGGGCGCUGACAGAGCAGCAUGAACGGGUGCAUCGGCUCACGGAGCACGUGAAUGCCAUGAAGGGCCUGCAGAGCAGCAAGGAGCUCAAAGAGCUGGAUGGGGAGAAGGGCCGGGACUCGGGGGAGGAGGCGCAUGACUACGAGGUGGACAUCAAUGGCUUAGAGAUCCUCGAGUGCAAGUACAGGGUGGCAGUCACCGAGGUGAUCGAUUUGAAGGCUGAAAUUAAGGCCUUAAAGGAGAAAUACAACAAAUCUGUAGAAAACUACACGGAGGAGAAGGCCAAGUAUGAGAGUAAGAUCCAAAUGUACGAUGAGCAGGUUACAAGCCUUGAGAAGACCAGCAAGGAGAGUGGAGAGAAGAUGGCGCACAUGGAGAAGGAGUUGCAAAAGAUGACCAGCAUAGCCAAUGAAAAUCACAGUACCCUGAAUACAGCCCAGGAUGAGCUGGUGACGUUUAGUGAGGAGCUAGCCCAGCUCUACCACCACGUCUGUCUGUGCAACAAUGAAACCCCCAACAGGGUCAUGCUGGACUACUACAGACAAAGCAGAGUCACCCGGAGUGGCAGCCUGAAGGGGCCCGAUGAUCCCAGGGGGCUUUUGUCUCCACGGUUAGCCAGGCGGGGGGUGUCAUCCCCCGUGGAAACACGGACCUCACCUGAACCAGUUUCAAAAGAAAACACAGAGGCCAGCAAAGAGCCAAGUCCAACCAAGACCCCCACGGUCUCUCCUGUUAUUACUGCCCCACCGUCCUCUCCAGUAUUGGACACAAGUGACAUCCGCAAAGAGCCAAUGAACAUCUACAACCUCAAUGCCAUCAUCCGGGACCAAAUCAAGCAUCUGCAGAAGGCUGUGGACCGGUCCUUGCAACUGUCUCGUCAGAGAGCAGCGGCACGGGAGCUGGCUCCCAUGAUCGACAAAGACAAGGAAGCCCUCAUGGAGGAGAUCCUCAAGCUGAAGUCCCUGCUGAGCACCAAACGGGAGCAGAUUGCCACACUGAGGGCGGUGCUGAAAGCCAACAAACAGACAGCUGAGGUGGCACUAGCCAAUCUCAAGAACAAAUAUGAAAAUGAAAAAGCCAUGGUGACUGAAACUAUGACGAAACUUAGAAAUGAACUGAAGGCUUUGAAAGAAGAUGCAGCAACUUUCUCAUCCCUGAGAGCGAUGUUUGCAACAAGAUGUGAUGAAUAUGUGACACAGUUGGAUGAGAUGCAGCGACAGUUAGCAGCUGCAGAGGACGAGAAGAAGACUCUAAACACUUUGUUGCGAAUGGCUAUCCAGCAAAAGCUCGCCCUGACCCAGCGGCUGGAGGACUUAGAGUUUGACCAUGAGCAGUCCCGACGCAGCAAAGGCAAGCUUGGGAAGAGCAAGAUCGGCAGCCCUAAAGUAAGUGGGGAGGCGUCAGUCACCGCGCCCACCAUAGACACUUCCCUCCUGCAUAGUCAGGGCCCACAGACACCCAGCAUUCGGGUCCGCAGUGGCACUCAGAGGAAAAGACAAUUUUCACCUUCCCUUUGUGAUCAGAGCCGUCCCAGGACGUCAGGGGCUUCCUACCUACAGAAUUUAUUAAGAGUUCCCCCUGAUCCCACCUCCACAGAAUCAUUUCUUCUGAAGGGCCCCCCUUCCAUGAGUGAAUUCAUCCAAGGGCACCGGCUCAGCAAGGAAAAAAGGUUAACCGUGGCUCCACCAGAUUGUCAGCAGCCUGCUGCCUCCGUACCGCCACAGUGCUCACAACUAGCCGGGAGGCAAGACUGCCCGACUGUCAGUCCUGACACAGCUGUCCCCGAGGAGCAGCCACACCCCAGCUCCCAGUGCGCCCCUCUCCACUGUCUCUCCAAGCCUCCUCACCCCUAGUCUUCGCUCCCCCCGCCGACGAACACCUGGGGCCAUCAUUUUGUAGCCACACACAGGAUACUGCCCAAGAUCCACGGGGUGUUUUCUUCUCGGUGGUUAGAUGUUGGAUCGGAUUAACGUCCAUCAUUUUGGAAAGAUGGGAGAAAGUGGAGAAGAUUAACACAAAGCACAGACUCCGGUGUGAUGAAACAGUCUAUGGUUUCUCUAAGUCCCAGCUACACGUCUGCAAUCAAAUGGCUUCAGUUCAGUUUAAAUCCAAACAAAAUGAAAUAGGAAAUAUGUAUCUCAGAUGGCUGGCUUUUACCUCGAUAGCAUGAGAGAGACCUAAGACAAUGUAAAAAUACAUAUAUUGUAAAAUCCCCUUUCCUCAUCCUUCAAAUUCAGCUAGAGGAGUUGAUUCUAAUAUUUUUGGUCAUCGCUAUUUAUUUUGUAUUUUAUUUGCCACAUGAUUUAUGUCUAUAAAAAUCAUUUCAGUGAGAAGUGAACUUCACUUAUUUUUCAAGACACGUAUUUUGCUCAGUUAAGUGUGAGUUUUAAUUUCAUUGGAAAUCUGGAAUUGGCCCAGGCUGUGGUCAUUCUUCCUGCACAAAAUGCUAAAUGAGGUGCAUCGGAAUGUUAACCGGAACUGGAUUUUGCUGCUACACUGAUAGUCAUUCUGCACUUACUUUAAUCAGUAGCUCAUUAACUGCUGGGUUUUUGUUUUUGUUUUUUAAACUAGAAUUCUUCACUGGAUGUUAUUAAGUAAAUCUAAAAAAAGAGACUAUGUUAUGAUUCAUUGACUUAUUCAACUUUUGACGGCAUCUUUAAUUUUUUUUUUUAAUUGCAGACAAUUAGUUGCCCUGGUGCUGCUCCUUUGUGUGUGUGUGUGUGUGUGUGUGUGUGUGAGUGUGAGUUGAUGUUAAAGAAGGCUAAAUAACCUGAAGGGAAAAAACAAUGGUGUGUUUAUUUAAUGACAACAGAAUUUUUGUUUACUUUUCCCACAUUCAGGGUCCUACUAUGAGUCUUUCCUGCUACAAGGUAUCAAGUACAAAUGAGAAAAUAUAUACAUAUGUAGUUGUAAGUCAGCCUUUGGUUAAUUAAUUUAUCCAGAAAGUGUUCAAAUUUUGAUUAAUAUUGUAUGUUUUGUUGUUAGGUUUUUUUGCAUAAUGAAUCCUCCUUGCCAAAAAACAACAGGGGAUGAACAUUAGCUCACUGUCUACUUUUGACAAACACUCAGGUGCCUACAAGCAUUAUAUUAUAUUGAGAUAAUACAUGUUCCUAGUUAAUUUACAGAUUCUGCUGGGUAACUUUGAUGACUUAAUUUAAGGCAGUGGAUUUUCAUAGCAAAAUUUAUUUCGCACAUAACCUGACAAACAAGGAAAACAGCUAACUGAGCUGAAAGGUCUAACGCUCUCGGGCUCCUUAACUGUGCUGCCCACACACCUGCUCCUAGCCCUGAUUCCUUGUCUAGUCAGGUAGCCUUAACUUGUUUAAAACCAGGACAGUUGACCUUUUCAUGUAAUGAUAACCUGUAACUUCUCUUUGAAACAAACAGUCCUCACUAUUAACACAAAAGGUAGUUAACAAGCAGGGCUUGGGGAAGGGUAUAGCUCAAGUGGUACAGUGCUUUCUUGGCAUCCACAAGGUCCUGGGUUCAAUCCCCAGUAACCCCUCUAAAAAAUAAAUAAGUAAACCUAAUUACCUUCCCCCCCCAAAACAAACACACGAUGCAGGGCUCUAACAAUGGUGGCCUAGGAGGAGCCACUCAGCUUACUGAGCAAAAGCAGGUGGUGCACUAGCGGAGUGGCCCAUCCCAGAUGGCAGCCCAUGGGUAAGUUACCAAGCACAGGGUCGGAGCUCUCAUCAGUCACACACCUGUUAGAGGUCACUGUUACCAAAGCAACCAAGAGAUUUUUUGAGUUCCUUCUACGAGUGCUAUUUUCAACAGUGUCCUUUAUUAUGCAACUUGGGGUAGUUGGAGAUUUUCACCAAGAUAGGGAUUCAGGUUAAAAUACAGAAAAUCAAGUCAGAUCGCCAUCAAGUCCUGAUCAUGGCAGCCUAACCUUCUGCCCGUUGCCUUGUCUUCCUAGACAUUGUCUUCAUCUUGUUGGUGGUGUAUCUGCCAGCCACCAGCGUCAGUGAGACAGUGUGGGUUUUAUUAGAGUUCAGUUAAAGGAAGCUCCGCAACUCGCUUUUUCUUUUCUCUUCUUUUUCAAGCGUCUUGUGUUUGGACCUGAGACGUGGCGUAGCUGCUAAGUUGACUUUUAAUAAAACUGUGCCUGAGGGAAAAUAAUGCCUUUUUGAAAAGUACCUCAGAACAUCUUCCCAUGUUGCCUCGUCAGUGUCGGUGGUGGUGCAGGGAGGGAGGUUAGCAGAGAGUGUUGCCUGUGUGCGACUCGAGGGCAGUCAUGCUCCCUCACUCUGUGUUUACGACCAGCUGAAAAACUGGGUCAUAGACAAAACCAUUUAUUUCUUUCAAUAAAAAGUUUAUCAGUAAGUCUACUAUAUACUAGUUUAAUUUAAGUUCAUUAUAUUAAUAAAGUGGGAAAUGCUUGUUUUGAAGUAGUAAUUCUAUACAAAUGUGAAGUUUAGCAAAACUUUGCCAAAAAGAUAUAAAAACUGGGAAAUAAAUUUCUAAUUUUCAGCACAAAAUUAAACAACAGUCCCUAAGCAGUAAGAGAGAAUCCCAUGUAUUUUUAUGGUGGCAUCAUUUCAUGUAGUUUAAACUGAGCCGUAUCAUUUUAUUUACAGGCAUUUAAAAUGAACGAAUUUGUGUAGCAUUGGUAAAAAUCAGUACCUGUAAAGAAGCAUUAGGGUUCAAAAAGAAAUUGGGAAAUUGAAGAACUAGUGGAAAUAAAAAAGAAUGAACCUCCGUAAGACCAGUUGAAGACAGAUUUGGGAAAGAAAAACCAACUAUAAAAUAUAAUUAAAAUACUGGCUAAUUGUUGCAAACCCAGAGGGCAAAGAUAAAACGUAGCAAGAAAGAGUGGCUUAGCAAAGUAACCAGGUCGUUUUAAAAGUAAGCACAAUUACCAUACUGAAAAGAAUAGCAUGCAGAAAUGCUGUCCUGCUGAGGGUUUCUCUUAGUUAAAAAAUAAAAUAAAAAGGAGCAAUAAAUCCCCUUUGGUCUGGAUGCACAGGGGCAUACAGGACCCUCAGGUUAAACUUUCCAGUCAAUUCAUAAUUCAUCAGAUCCGUUUCUGUAUCCAAUUCUGUUUCAGUAAGAGGAAUUUGGAGAACUUUGAGGAAAUAGAAAGUUAUAAAAUAAUUUUUAGAAAGAUCUAUUUAGCAAGAUUAUACUUUAGCUUAAAGAAAAAGAGGUACAAUAGUGAUCUUUGAGAAAAGGAAAGCUAACAAGUGAUAGGUGCCAGCUAUAGAUACUAAGACUAGAAUAAGAAAAACAAAGUCUUCAGUGUGAAGGAUUUAUAUUAACUUCGGGAAGGAGAUUUUUAACAGUGGGAAAUUAAUCACUGAAAUUAAUAAUCUUAAGGAAGAUUUGUUUUUUAAAAAUUAAAUACUAUUGGUUGUCUAGUACAGAUUAAAUUAUAUGGCAAGAUAUCUUAUGAUAAUGUACUGUAAUUCUGGGAUUCCAUAAUUCUAUGAUUCUUUCACUUUAAAUUUCAAAAUACAUGAAAGGUCUACUGGUUAGUCAUAAAAUAUUUUAUCCCUUAAAAAUAGGGCAGCAAUCUUAAUUUUUUCAAGGUAUUUGACAAAAAACAAGACAGGAUUGCUGGUAUUAUUUUUUCCUUCCAGCUAUAAUUCAUAACAUCUUUAAAGUUGUCCAGAAUGUAGCAAUUUUACUAUAAAAAGCCUCAACUGUCAGAGUCUAAAAUGACAAAUGUCCUCAGGAAUACUUCAGAAAUAGAAGGUCUGCAAUCCCCCAGGGGGCAAAUGCCUCUCAAUUUUUAUCUUUUCUUAAAAGGAUCUUCAAUCUACAGUGUUUGCUUUUCUAUGCUUUGGAAAAUAUUCCUGUACAGAUAGUCAUUCUAUUUCAAACAAGCAUGUACCACCAGUCAAAUAAAUCAAUUAUGAAUGUGGACAUUUCCUGAUGUUCUAUAUUAAAUAAAAUCCUCACAAUUCUCAAGAGAAAAUUACAAAAUAUGAAAAAGGAAAGAAAAUAAGGAAGAAAUAAAUGAAAUGUAUUUUCUACUGGGAUAAGAACGGCAAAUUUAAUGUAUAAUUGUUAUCAUCCAUCAGCCAAAAGACAUAAUCUGUAUCUCAGAAAGACACAUCAUAGGAAACUAAUGGAUUUCCAGUAAGAAAGUGUGCUCGUUCAACCCAUGGAUGCCACAAAUGCACUAAUAUUAUAGAUACAAAGACUAGAUUAAAAAGGAACUCUUAGGAUAGACUUCCCAAUUUGAAAAAUUUGCCCCCUAAGUUUUUUGUUUAUUUAUAAACCAGAGUGAUUUUAAAUUGUCCUCGUAUUUAAGAUUGCAAAAAAUUUACAAGUAUAUGUUUUCAGUAAAGAGAACACAAUUCUUCAAAAAGCUGUUCCAUUGGGGUUGUGAGAGAGAGCAUGAUCAGUGCUGAUACUGACAACUUUUACCUUAAAAUCAAUUUCUAUGGACAUACAAGGCCCAUCUAGCUCCCGAGUGACCUUUUCUGUUGUCUGUAAUAACGCCCCUAGAUGAGCUGUAUCUGUAAUUUGAUUCAUCGUUAUUUUAGUGCAACGGUAACUGCCAUUGGCCCCUGAUGUAUUAUUGCAUUUGUAUCCUGAUCCUGUUAUGUUAACUCCUGAAAGAUUUCAUCUAGACAUCUCUCGUGUCCUUCUGACUCAAAGCGUAACUAACAGAUACAGUAUCAAGCUAUGUCCCCCAAUCAAGGAUUUUCCAGAAAUAAUAUUCUACUUACAAAGAAGAGCAGCAGUUAACUGCCUUUAGAGUAAGGGUGUGAGUGCAUAAAAUUAUGCCGUGUAAAAUGUUUGCAUGAGAUAUUGCACAUCAUGUAAGCUUUCCCAUAUUCACAAUAUGAACACUAUGGAAAGUCUUAUUUCUUUUGUCUCCAUUAGGAAUGUGAGGAGAUUGUUACCUGUAUCCGGUCUCCUUUCCGUAUUGAAAUGCAUGGCUCUAAUCCUCAGUGUCUUUUUAUCCCUUUCCUCUGGAGUUAUUUAGAAUUUGCCCUAUUUAAACCGAAGCCUGGGUAAACUGCUGAGCCAGAUUAUUUCCAUGACUGGAGUUUAAUUGCUGUGGAACAUCGGUUGAGAGCACAUUUUUAUUUUAACUUUUUUCCCCCUUCAGAAUGAUUCUCUGAUCAUCAGGUUAGCUAAUGAAUACACUGAGGAGUAAAUCUGCUGCUCUUUAGUGUAACUGUUUCCUUUUUUAAAAAGUCAUUUUUAAACAAAGAUUGGAGAACUAUAGAGAAAAAUGUUGUCAUGUGUUGACCAGUCAUUAUUCGAUGAUAAUGGAGAUACAGAAUGAGUCAUUUUGUUGUUUGGGUUCAAAGAUCUGAUUGUGCACCAAAUCUCAGAGGAAGUAAAUGAUUUUAACGUUAUUGCCACAAAGUUUUUAGCUCAAUGGUUUGACUGUUAGAGUCAAUUAAACAGUUCUUUGAAAGUCUUUCAUGACAUUUUUGUAAUCUACUCAGUGUUUUUAUUUGCAUGAUUAUGCAUAUGUGACGAACCAUACAUAAUUCUGACAUUGUAUUUCUUUCCAGUAUUAACAUUUGUGUAACAUGUGGCUGACCCGGAUUUGUACCCUGUAUGAUUAUUGUUGUAAUGAUCCUGCUAUUCCUACAUUUCACUGCAAUUCUGUUAUUAUGCCUUUUGGGGUUAAAUGUGAAGUGUUUCCACCUAAUGCUAACACCAUAUGAAAACACGACUAAAAGACUGACCUCAGACACUCUUCUGUUGCUAAUUAUUUUUUAAAUCCAAAUUUCAAAGGAAACUUGUUCUCAAAGACAUACGCAUUUAUUUUAAAUCCAAAAAAGUUCUUUUACGAAUUUAUUUUUGCUUGUCCUUUUUAACUUUUUUGUUGUUGACAAUCCUAAGUGAGUGUCCCAUGGGAGAAUCCAUAUAAUAUGUGCUUGUAUUUGUGUAAUCUGAUCACGCACUCAACGGUUGGAAAAGGCACUACAGUGCUAAGAAAAUAAGUGAGGCCAAUAUAUCAAUUCUUUUAUCUUCGUUUAUGUUACCAACUGAAUAUGGUGUAAUGCAUAACUCUUUCCAGUAAAUAAAAUGGUUAUCUUUGUUCAUUUCA